CAAACAGCUGCCACUUUGGCGCAGCUUUCAACGACUCUCACUGCUUGGCUUUGGUCCAUAUGCCACCGCCGCCAGGACCCCAUCAUGGCGAUCAUCGACGUCCUCAGUAUUUCCGUCACCGUUGAAAUCAACGGUGAGACAGCCACGGAGUACAACCCGAUCCCUCCCGCCGAAGCUGAUGGGCGACCAUGAACAUGACGGGACCCCUCACGUUGUCAAGUAUAUUGAGGCCAAGUCUGGCGCCAGCUUCGCCUUUCGACUCAACAGCUUAGGUUAUCACAUCACUGGGGACAAGAACCGUACGUACGAAUAGUCUACAAGCUAUGUCAAAGCGCAUCUUCUUGUAGAUGGCACAAGAUUGAAGGUCCACGGAGGAGGCGUUUGGUACAACGAUCACUAUCAGUCCUGACCUCUUACGUCUGUGCCGACAAACACGCCGCCGGGGAUGUUAAUCAAUAUGCUGUGGGAUAAAGGACUCAACCGUCAUCUGCCGUUUACAUUUGGCAAUCUUGACGUGGGAACCAAAAAGACCAAGAAAUAUGGGACCUUUAUUGUCGAACUCUUCAACCACAUUGGAACAAUCGAGUCACGAAAAAAGAAUCGGUUUGAGGGGCCAACUGCUAUUUCCUCACUGCCAUCAGAAACCAUCCCGCAACAAGCCGCAACAAAAGCGCUUGAUGGCAAAGCCUUGAAUUGUCGGGCCACCUUUCAACCUGUACUAUCCCGGCUAAGGACUAGCAUAACAUUACGCGACGGCGCGAUGAUGGACCCCUGGGAGCGACCUUUUGCACGAUACGAGUUUCCCUAUCGUCUCAAGGACGGCCUCAUCAAAAAAGGUAUCAUUCCCGAGCCCUCCCUCGAAGAACAAGUUGCUCAGAUGAGUGACGAGAAGAGGAAGGAGGCGCUGCUCAAGGCUUUGAAGCGCGAAAAGGAACAAGAGGAGGAGAUUGAGACUCUCGCGACAUCAAGACAAUCAAGCGAGAGAGGGACGAGAGUGACGACGAUUCCAAGAAUGACCCAUGCCGAUGCCAGACGAACCAACACAAGAGGACCAGGCGAGUGUCCUGCACAGAGAUUCUGA
Molecule: messenger RNA, 1081 nt
Organism: Podospora pseudocomata
Lineage: Eukaryota; Fungi; Ascomycota; Sordariomycetes; Sordariales; Podosporaceae
Exons: 4
Coding region: 446-1081 (211 amino acids)
Source: RefSeq, a predicted model, not a curated record